Molecule: messenger RNA, 4543 nt
Organism: Pectinophora gossypiella (pink bollworm)
Lineage: Eukaryota; Metazoa; Arthropoda; Insecta; Lepidoptera; Gelechiidae
Product: shootin-1
Exons: 10
Coding region: 652-2433 (593 amino acids)
Source: RefSeq, a predicted model, not a curated record
AGCCACAGGAAUGAUCGAAAGAGAUAUGGAAGCAACUAAAGGAAAUAAAGAUAACUAAGUAUCAAUGACAGCAAAUCUGACUACAAAUAUUAUCGCUUAUAUAAGAAUAUGGCUCUUUGGGUAAUCCAACAACACCGAUAACUUAUCAAAACUACUACGAACAUGCAUGACUAAUUCAAGCUAAACUCUAAUAAGAUUCUACGAAGUAUGUCUUAAGACCGAGUGGCAGCAGCGGUGAACGUAAAUAAAAAGCGUAAACAUCAAGUCCGAUGACUCACGAUGACGAAGUUUCCAUUAUCAUAUCACAAGCACAUACGUUAGUUGCAACCCGACACUCAAUACUAAUUGUCGUCUUCGUUUAACGUAUUUUUUUAACCCGUUCUUCAUAAAAAAAUAAUUGCAAACGUCAUCCUAUCAAGGCCGCAUUGAGAAGCGACCGCGCGUGACACACUUAUAAAGUGCCGUGUACGUAAUAUUUCACUUAUUUUCCUCGAACGGUUAGAACAAAGAGAUUUAUUUAUGAAAUUAUUUUAGCACUUCCUAACGAUCGACGCACCAGCCUGUUGAUCCAAACACGUGAGCACAAUACAUACGUUAAAACGAGAGGAUGCGAGCGUUCGACGCGAGUGUAUGAUCAAAAUCGAAUAAAAAAUGAUUAAAAGGAAUGGUGAUAAUGUAUUUGCGAUCGCGUCGAGCCACAAUCAGUGUCAGGGUGGCAAGAGCGCCGUCCCGCUCUUCCCCGCGGGCGGCGGCGGCGGCGGCGCGGGCACGCGGAUCCCGCGCGCCACACCGAGAAUGACGCCUCCCGACGCGCACCACAACACCAAGGAGGCGAACAUCGCGCUCUCUACAUACGUCGAAAAAUGGAAAAACAGAUAUGAAGAGGCCGAAAGAAAACACAAAGCACACCUCCUCAAACAAGAAAAAGCACGCCGUGAACACGAUGACCUCCAACGGCGGUACAACAUCCUACAUGAGGAGCGGAACCAUCUCGACUUGGAGCUGCGAGAGAGGGAGAAAGAACUCAACAAACUACGCACUGUCUCGGAGAAGCUGUUCACUGAGUACCAACAGCUCAAACACCAGAGCGAGGUCGACGCUGGCCUUAUGCAGAAGGUUAUGCAGCAGGCUGGCGAGUGGUACAAACAGAAUAAGCAACUCAAACGCCGCAGCACCGUGCUUCUCAGCGCUCUCCCCAACAAGCCCAUAGAUCUUGACCUGGACUGCACCGACACUGCAUCAGACACAAGCAGCAAUGAAGAAGUGGACUUCCUUAAGCAACAGCUGAGCUCACUAUCUCAACAACUAGCAGCGCUGCAGACGGAGAACAACGCCGCCAAGCUAACAGAGUUUGAAACUCACGAACAGUGCGUUGCGCUGGCGCAGGAACUCGAGCAAGAGAAAGAGAAAUGCCAAGCACAAGAGAAGGAGUUGGAAGAGCUGCGGUCUCAGAUAGAGAGGCACAAUCGCGUCUCCAAGCUGCUGAUGGAAGAAGUCACCGCGUUGAAAGACAACGCGGACAAGGACAGAGAGAUGGCCGAGACUUACAAAAGCGAGGCGCUCUCAGCGAAGAAACGAGUGAAGCAGCUGAGCCACCAGAGCGCACUACUGAUGGGCGAGCUGGAGAUGGAUGAGCGGCUAAUGCUGCUUCUGGGGGAGGUGGACAGCCUUAAACUGGCGCUGGACAGUCAGGCUAGCAGACAUCGCGACCAGCUCGAAGAGUUGCAGUUGAAACUGGCAGAGAAACAUGAAGACACAGACAUUCUCUUAUGGGAAGAGAAGAUACGUCUAGCAGAAGAAGACGCACAGAAGGCGCUAGAACGAGCAGAGAGAGCGGAGAAGAGGUUGAUAGAGUUAGAGAGAGUGAAAGUGGGACAGAAGAAGAGUGGGAUCAUGUCCAGAAUUAGUUACUUCGAGAAUGGAGGCGCGGAGAAGAACGAAAUCAAAGAAGAGAAGGAAAUAGAAGAAGUUAAAGAGACUCUUGCUCCAGUGUCAGCACCACCACGCUCACCAUCCCCCUCCCGCACUCCCACUCCCGCCCCUAUCUCCCCCACACCACCCCCACCCCCAACUCCCCCCAUGGCGCCGCCCCCGCCCCCGCCGUGCCUUCCCCCGCCCCCACCACCUCCCCCGCCGCCGCCGGCCGUAUUCUCCCCAGCGGGAGAAGUGGAUGAUAUGGCGAAGUUAUUGGCUGGGAAACAAGGGACCUUGAAGAAGACUAAGCAAGCCAAUGGAGGAGGAGCCAUAGACGCUAUAGUAGACCAAAUCAAAGGUGGCAAGUUCCAUCUCAAGAGUACAGACCAGAACUUCUUGGAGAAGAAGCCGAAAGAAGAGCAACCGGAAGCUGUGAAGGAAAUGUUGGCCAUACUGGGGACAUUACGGAAGCGACGCAGCGUCACCCGGCCCAGUUUUGUUGGCAGCAGUGACGCGUGACCUAGGGCAUGUAUCAGAUGACGUAAAAGAAAAUAAACACAACACACUCUAGAUAUUAUUCCUGACCUAAGUUUUACAUUUUUAAUUUUACAUUAGUAUACGAUAUUUUCUAUUUUAUUAGACCGUCAUAUCGUGGUCUUAUAGGGCAAACUAAGUAAGCGCUUUUAAAAAAAAAACACUUCAGAUGUGAUUUUUUCUAAAAACUUCGGUUUCCUUUAAUGAGAAUAAAAACUAUAAGCUCAAAUGUAGGAGGCAGCACUGUUGAGUGUUCCUAAAUUUUGACAGCUCUUCAUACUGUCCAGCUAGAAUUCGUGAUAAAUCACCGGGCGAGAGCCUUCAGCGCUCCCCAUUUGUCCGGCCAAGUAGUUAAUGCCAUCUGCGGCAAAUCUACAAUAACUCACGUCAAAAAAAAAUCGUGAUAAAUUGCUAUAAAACGUAGAGCAACGUGGAGUGAAUUUCAAGGUUAGCCCAGCUGACGUCAUCCGACAAUAAUAAUUUAUUGUAUACGAAAUGACAACAAGUUUUUAAUUUACUUUGCAAGGAAAUUUUGUACUUUUAGUAAAAGAUUUACGUACAGUUUUAAUUAUUUUUAUAUAUGUGACAAAUAAUAGUAAUUAAAUACAUUAGUCGGUAAUUCGCUUAUUUUUUAUUAAUAAAAUUUACGUCAUCAAUAGGCUAACAAUGGCGGCUUGUCAUAGAAUUGAGCAUACCUGGUCUUCUUAUACCAUGGUUUUCACUAUAAGCCCACGAUAUAUAUUUAUGUAUGAAAGAGAGAUCUCAAGUGUUUUGGGAACAUUUUACAUCAGCCUUUAUAUCAGGUAUGAGUAUAAUGAAUUGAAUUAGUAAAAUAAAGUCAAUUAUUUAAGAGUACAACUAAGUAUAAAAUUUUUCGGAAAAAUAUCGUUCAGAAAACAUAUUUUAAGAAUAAUAAAUUUUACAAUUUAUGACAUUUUGCAUUUUAUACAAAAAAAGACAGGAUUGUUAGUGCCAAUAAAAUUUCGACUGCCAUUUUGACUGUUAAAAUAAAAUGUUGCCAUUAGGAUAAAAUUUAUGGAAAUUAUUUUUACAAUGGUCACAACUUUUGACGAAAAUAUAUGUUAUAGAUUUUUUACGCUAGUAUUUGUGACUUAAUAUUUUAGGGAAUUGAUGGCUAGAUCUGAAUACUCUAUUUUAUCGAAAUAAAUGUAUUUUUUAGUAAUUUAGUAAGGUUAUCAGUAAAAUUUCAUAAAGAAAAAUAUUUACUUAAGCAUUUUAAGACAUCUUUUAUAUUUUGUAUUAAAAGAUAAACCACAACUAUCACAUCGAUGCGGGAUUUCAUUUCUUUCUUUGUAUUAUAAUUCUUCGAAUAAUUUCCCCAUUUAAAGAAAGAAAGAAAAAUAUUUAUUUCCCCACAUAAAAACAAGCCAAGCCAAGUCAAGUUAAGUCAAGUCAAGUUGGUUGUCGGGCCGAGUGGUAAAUACCAUCCAAGGCAAAAAUAAAAUCAUUAUAGCCAAGGGACAAAUCGAUGUGCAAAUAGUAAGCGGGUGGAUCGUUGAAUACCGAUGGCGAAUAUCACUACCAUAAACUAAGUACUUUAUUUUAUAUUUGUCAACGGAAUUAUAUGUCUAAUAUAAUAUAAACUACGGGUCGACAAGAAUCCUUUGGCACUCGCAUAAGUAAGUAAAAUAUUUAUACAUUGACAGGAGGGCAUUACUUAUUUACUUAUCUCUCUCUCAUGUGGGUUGAGAGACUAAUAACCGACAUCAUCAACCGUGGUGUCAGCAACUAGAGAUCACAAAGUGAUUUUUGUGGUAAUUCCCCACCGGUGUUCGAACCCGGGACUUCCGGACCGUGAGCUCUACGCUCAACCACUGCCACGUGCCAAAUGAUCCUUGUCGUUCUGUGUUAUAGAAUACUCUACAAAACACGUUUAAGUUUAAAUAUAUUGUUACUAUUCUCAUUUUUGUAUAGAAAGUAUAAUUUUGUAUAGUGUUAUCGAAGGCUUCCAUACAGUUUUAGUUACCGCGGGUGCCAUUUGUUGACGGAAUUACCAGCAUUUUAUUUGUAAAGUAUUAUUAGUUAGUAUAGUGCGUAAGAAGGUAAGUUUAUACCGAAUAAAUUAUCUAUUCAA